ACCGAUUGAUGAGAGAAAAGAAUCUUCAUUUCACUACUGGGCACCAGUCUGGUAACAUCUGAAAAAGAUGUUGCCUAAACGUCUCAUCGUUGGCUUGAUAAGCCUUUGUCUUAUGAUCAGAUGCACUGGUGGUAAUGAGAGGUGUGGGGCCUCCAUUAGAGGGGCAUGUCCUCCUGCUUGGAGCCGGUGGGGUGACAAAUGCUACAAGCAACUCAGCGAGGAUCUACCAUGGGCUGAGGCAAAACAGGAGUGCAUCAAGAUGGGAAGUGUCUUGGUCAUGCCACAGUCUCAGGAGGAAACUGAGUUCCUUCUGAAGAACCUGGCCCCCUUCUUUCGGAUCAACUGUAAUGAUCUUCAAGUUGAAGGUACAUGGGUGUGUCAAGAUGGCACUACUGAUGUGGAGUACAGAAACUGGAGGGAGGAGACUGGUGAACCUAAUAAUGGCGCGGGAGGAGAGGAUUGUGCAGUGACAGACAAAUCUGGUUGGAAUGAUGUAUCAUGUGAGUUUCAUGCUCCCACUAUCUGCAAACGGCCUGCACCACAACUGCACUUUUAA
Molecule: messenger RNA, 556 nt
Organism: Patiria miniata (bat star)
Lineage: Eukaryota; Metazoa; Echinodermata; Asteroidea; Valvatida; Asterinidae
Product: C-type lectin domain family 4 member E-like
Exons: 2
Coding region: 68-556 (162 amino acids)
Source: RefSeq, a predicted model, not a curated record